AUGGACUCGCUCGACGUCGUGCCCAUAUCCCGGGUGCAGGCCACGCAGCGCGCUGGCCGCGCCGGCCGCACGCGGCCGGGCAAGUGCUUCCGGCUGUACACGCGGCUGUACUUCGAGUCCCAAAUGCCGGACGCGGCGCUGCCCGAGAUCCAGCGCUGCGGCCUGGCGGGGGCGGUGCUGCACCUCAAGGCGCUGCGGCUGCCCCUGGACGUGCUGGGGUUUGACUUUUUGGACCCGCCGUCAAGGGGUGCCCUGGAGGAGGCGCUGCGGCGGCUGUACAUAACCGACGCCAUUGACGCCGACGGUGACAUCACCCCCCUCGGCCGCCAGAUGGCCAACAUGCCGCUGGAGCCGGACCUCGCAAGGGCGCUGCUGGCGGCGCACAAGCUCAGGGGACCGCCGGCGCAGCGCAGGCCGGGCCGCCCGGCGGCGCGCCCCACCGCCCCGCGGCCCGGCCCCGCGGGCGCGCGGCGCCAUCGCGCGCACGCGCGCCCGCGCCGCCGAAG
Messenger RNA from Monoraphidium neglectum, 506 nucleotides. RefSeq lists its product as hypothetical. NCBI's taxonomy places the organism in Eukaryota, Viridiplantae, Chlorophyta, Chlorophyceae, Sphaeropleales, Selenastraceae. The transcript is spliced from 4 exons. The annotation marks the transcript as partial. The record is from RefSeq and is a predicted model, not a curated record. Gene Ontology annotation, cellular component: intracellular anatomical structure. Gene Ontology annotation, molecular function: RNA binding.